AAGCCAUCUCAGCACGCAGCUCUCACUGCCACACUACUGCUAGAGCUCUCUGCUCCUUCUUCUGGCAAUUUCCCUCAUUCUCAGAAUACACGCAACAAUUAUACAAAUGCCAGUCGCCCGAUCCUCCCGGCCAUUCCUUCCGGGACUCUCCUCAUCUAGAACAACGACUCCUACUCCGUUUCCUCUUCUUCUCUCAUCAAAUCCUUCUUCGUCGUCGCUUCCUCGCCGUGGUCUCAUUGUCUCUUCUCCUCCUCCGACUCGCCGCCUUUUGACUUCCUUCCGAUAUCCUCCGCCGCUCCGUUGUUCGUCUUCCAUGCCCGCACACGUCUCCACCGCCGAGUCCCAAGCUCAGUGGGAGAAUUGCUUGUCGUACUCGAGGGCGUUUUGGGUGAGCGAAUCGGUGAUUGCCUGGAAUGUGGACGUUGGAGAUGGGUGUUGCUGUUUGUAUGCUAGCCAGACCGCUUCUCUGUCUGUUACGGACGGCGGAAUUCAAGGCCAUGAUGUGAGAAUUGAGAUAAAGGAAGAUAGCGAAGGCCUUCCCGCCAAUGUGGUUGAAAAGUUCCCUCAUAUUCGAGAUUACAAGGCAUUCAAAGUUCCUAUUGGUGUUGCUGUCAAAUCUAUGCUCAAAUGCCAGUUGGCUGUUGCGGCUUUUAGCUCUGAUGGGAGAUGCAGGGAUGCCACGGGUUUGCAGUUACCUGGCAUCUUAGAUGAGCUGUUUUCGUAUGAUGGUCCUCUUGGUGCAUGCUACUCAGCAGAUGCUGUCACACUCUACCUAUGGGCUCCAACCGCUCAAACAGUGCGUGCUUGCAUAUACCGUGACGCGGCCAGUGCAGAACCUCAGGAAAUUGUUGAGCUGAGAGAGUUGAAUGGUGUUUGGAGCGUUGAAGGGUCUAAAAGUUGGGAAGGGUGUUAUUACACUUAUGAAGUUUGUGUAUAUCAUCCUACUACCCUGAGCAUUGAAAAGUGCUAUGCUAAUGAUCCAUAUGCAAGAGGGCUUUCAUCGGAUGGCCAGAGAACAUUCUUGGUAGAUCUUGCCUCAAAUGAUGUGAAGCCUGAAGGAUGGGAUAGAUUAACCGAUGAAAAGCCUAGUGUCCUCUCCUUCUCGGACAUAAGUAUAUAUGAGUUGCACAUAAGGGAUUUUAGUGCUUAUGAUCAAACUGUGGAUCCUGACAUCCGAGGUGGCUAUCUAGCUUUCACUAUGGAGGACUCUGCAGGUGUACAUCAUCUAAAGAAAUUAUCACGUGCUGGACUGACUCAUGUGCAUCUCUUGCCAACCUUCCAUUUUGCUGGUGUUGAUGAUGUAAAAGGGAACUGGAAGGGCAUUGAUAACAAAAUGCUGGAAACUUUGCCUCCAGAUUCAGAUGAGCAACAGGCUCAUAUCACUGCCAUCCAAAACGAUGAUGGGUACAAUUGGGGGUACAAUCCUGUACUCUGGGGCGUGCCAAAGGGAAGUUAUGCAACUAAUCCCAAUGGUCCAGCCCGUGUAACAGAGUUCAGAAAGAUGGUUCAGGCACUUAAUCAUAUUGGCCUUCGUGUCAUCUUGGAUGUUGUCUACAACCAUUUGCAGGGGAGUGGCCCAUUUGACAAGGAUUCUGUUCUUGAUAAGAUCGUGCCAGGUUAUUAUCUGCGAAGGAAUGCUUCUGGACAUGUUGAGCACAGUACAUGUAUGAAUAACACAGCCAGUGAGCAUUAUAUGGUCGAGCGCUUGAUCGUUGAUGACCUUGUGAACUGGGUAGUCAACUAUAAGGUUGACGGCUUCCGCUUUGACCUUAUGGGUCAUAUAAUGAAACGUACCAUGGACAAGGCAAAAGAUGCUCUGUGCAGCCUAACUAUGGAAAAGGAUGGUAUCAACGGAUCGAGUAUCUAUCUAUAUGGUGAAGGCUGGGAUUUUGGUGAAGUGUCUCAAAAUGGACGUGGAAUAAAUGCAUCACAAUUCAAUAUUUCUGGGUCAGGAAUUGGAAGUUUCAAUGACCGGAUACGGGAUGCUGUGCUUGGUGGAUCUCCUUUUGGCCAUCCUCUUCAGCAGGGAUUUUUGACUGGCCUUAUGCUGCAGUCUAAUGGUCAUGACAAUGGUGGCAGAGAUAAUGAAGAGGUCAUGCUUGCUACAGCAAAGGAUCACAUUCAGGUUGGCAUGGCUGCGAACUUGAGGGAUUUUGAAAUAGCUGAUCGCACGGGGAAGAAGGUAACAGGAUCUGAAGUUUUAACUUAUGGGGGCACACCGGUUGCAUAUGCUCUGUCCCCUGUUGAAACGAUUAAUUAUGUUUCUGCUCAUGACAAUGAAACAUUGUUCGACAUUGUGAGCUUGAAAACUAGGAUGGAGAUUUCUGUAGAUGACCGAUGUCGAUUAAAUCAUUUGGCUACAAGUAUGAUAGCGUUGUCACAGGGAAUUCCAUUUUUCCAUGCUGGCGAUGAGAUGCUGCGUUCUAAAUCGCUUGACCGUGAUUCAUACAAUUCCGGCGAUUGGUUUAACAGGCUGGACUUCACUUAUAAUUCGAACAAUUGGGCUGUUGGCCUUCCUCCUAAGGAGAAAAAUGAAAAGAGCUGGCCUUUGAUAAAACCUAGAUUGGCAGAUCCAUCAUUUAAGCCUGACAGAGACCACAUCCUUGCUGCGGUUCAGAAUUUUGUUGAUGUACUACAGAUUCGGUAUUCUUCACCACUUUUUCGUUUACCAACAGCCAAAGCCAUCCAGGCAAGUAUGCUAAUUCCUUGAAUUGCAAAUUCCUUCCCAUGAAUUCAAAUGGCUGUUCAUCAAGAUUCUGAAUGGUUUCUAACUUCUGGCUUCCAUCAUUCUCAGCCCACUCUUCUACUUUAAACUUCAAACAUUAUCAGCGAUGGCAAUUAGAGAAAUGAUGACCAUAUUUUAUAUUGUUCAAUAAGAGCUUGAACUUAUCUCUGCUGCUUACAUGAACCCAGGAUCGUGUGCGAUUCCACAAUACUGGUCCUUCUUCAGUCCCUGCUGUUAUAAUGAUGAGCAUUGAAGACGGUCAUCAUGGCAACCCUGAGUUACCUCAGCUUGAUCAAACCUACUCCCACAUUGUAGUAAUCUUCAAUGCUCAACCGUCAGAGGUAUCAAUUACUGAUCCAGCGCUGUCCAGCAAGUCCUUUCAGCUGCAUCCUGUUCAGGUCAAGACAACUGAUGAAGUUGUGAAGAGAUCAUCAUACGAUGCAUCCUCGGGAUGCUUCACUAUACCUCCAAGGACAACAUCUGUGUUUGUCGAAUGUCGGUAAAAGAAAGCCAUGAACCCAACAGUGUUGAUGAGCUAGUAAAUUGGGAGACAUCAUCAAUUUAGAAUGUAAUGCUCCCAAUGUAGGAGCCUCUUUUCACUUUCUCUGAUUUUUCCUUUUGACAAUGUCCAUUUGGUUGGUAUUCCUGUGGAAGUUUAUCAAUAAUGCUACCCAAUCUAGGAGGAUGAUUGUCCAGUUGCAUACUGAUGAAUGGAAGCCAGAGGUUUCAGACAAACUCUAUGCUUGAAGGUCACAAAUGUACUUCGUUGCAGCAUGACAUGUAUUAGUAUUAUUUCAUAAUGAAAGUUGUCACGAAGCCGGAUUUGUUAUGUAACAAUGAUCUGUCAUACUCAAUUGAGUGGAGUAAUGAAUAAGAAUUUUGUGUUUUGGUUUGGGU
This is a messenger RNA of Linum tenue, 3622 nucleotides long. NCBI's taxonomy places the organism in Eukaryota, Viridiplantae, Streptophyta, Magnoliopsida, Malpighiales, Linaceae. The record is from the annotation of a GenBank genome assembly.